AUGGAUGAGCUGACGGUGAACCACGAGGCAGCCAUUCAGGAGCUGAGGGACAUGCACAACAUUACCAUGACAACGCUGCACGAGGAGCACGCUCGCACCAUGAGGGGUAAGACACACACUUUUGUUUUACUAUCCUUGUUUGGACCAAACAAUUGAUUCUCAUUCAAAAUCCUAUUUUUCCUAACCCUUAACCUAACCCUAACUCCUAUACCUAACCCCAAACCCUAAUUCUAACCCUAAUUCUAAUCCUAAACCUAACACCUAAGCCUAAAUAAGCCUUUUUCCUUGUGGGGACCCCACUUGUCCGAAUUCUCCCAACAAGGAAAGUUAAACCUAAAACAUUCAAUGACGUCUUUCUUAUCCUCUCGUGUUUCUCUCUCUCUCUCUCUCUCUCUCUCUCUCUCUCUCUCUCUCUCUCUCUCUCUCUCUCUCUCUCUCUCUCUCUCUCUCUCUCUCUCUCUCUCUUCUCUCUGUCUCUGUCUCUGUCUCUGUCUCUGUCUCUCUGUCUCUCUGUCUCUGUCUCUCUCUGUCUCUCUCUCUCUCUCUCUCUCUCUGUCUCUCUCUCUCUCUCUCUCUCUGUCUCUCUCUCUCUCUCUCUCUCUCUAGACCUAAGGAAGGCUCAUGAGCAGCAAAAGGUGACUCUGGAAGAAGACUUUGAGAAGCUCAGACUCUCUCUGCAGGUAUAGUAAACACACAUGUCAAGUUGCUAACAGGACAGUCAAACUUGAAGUCGCCAUAGUUUUGACGAUCAGCAUGCUAGCUUCGUGAGUCGUUUUUGGGGGGAGUUGAAGAUUGAAUCCCGGGUCGGCUGUAACAGUUGAUAAGAUGAAUAGAUAAGCACAGAUUCAUUCAAAUGGAUCAGUAAAUAUAUAAUGUGAUUCUGAUUAAUGGAAUCAAAAGGAUCACUAAAUAUAUAAUGUGAUUCUGAUUAAUGGAAUCAAAUGGAUCACUAAAUAUAUAAUGUGAUUCUGAUUAAUAGAAUCAAAUGGAUCACUAAAUACAGUGGGGAAAAAAAGUAUUUAGUCAGCCACCAAUUGUGCAAGUUCUCCCACUUAAAAAGAUGAGAGAGGCCUGUAAUUUUCAUCAUAGGUACACGUCAACUAUGACAGACAAAUUGUGAAAAGAAAUUCCAGAAAAUCACAUUGUAGGAUUUUUUAUUAAUUUAUUUGCAAAUUAUGGUGGAAAAUAAGUAUUUGGUCACCUACAAACAAGCAAGAUAUCUGGCUCUCACAGACCUGUAACUUCUUCUUUAAGAGGCUCCUCUGUCCUCCACUCGUUACCUGUAUUAAUGGCACCUGUUUGAACUUGUUAUCAGUAUAAAAGACACCUGUCCACAACCUCAAACAGUCACACUCCAAACUCCACUAUGGCCAAGACCAAAGAGCUGUCAAAGGACACCAGAAACAAAAUUGUAGACCUGCACCAGGCUGGGAAGACUGAAUCUGCAAUAGGUAAGCAGCUUGGUUUGAAGAAAUCAACUGUGGGAGCAAUUAUUAGGAAAUGGAAGACAUAUAAGACCACUGAUAAUCUCCCUCGAUCUGGGGCUCCACGCAAGAUCUCACCCCGUGGGGUCAAAAUGAUCACAAGAACGGUGAGCAAAAAUCCCAGAACCACACGGGGGGACCUAGUGAAUGACCUGCAGAGAGCUGGGACCAAAGUAACAAAGCCUACCAUCAGUAACACACUACGCCGCCAGGGACUAAAAUCCUGCAGUGCCAGAUGUGUCCCCCUGCUUAAGCCAGUACAUGUCCAGGCCCGUCUGAAGUUUGCUAGAGUGCAUUUGGAUGAUCCAGAAGAGGAUUGGGAGAAUGUCAUAUGGUCAGAUGAAACCAAAAUAUAACUUUUUAGUAAAAACUCAACUCGUCAUGUUUGGAGGACAAAGAAUGCUGAGUUGCAUCCAAAGAACACCAUACCUACUGUGAAGCAUGGGGGUGGAAACAUCAUGCUUUGGGGCUGUUUUUCUGCAAAGGGACCAGGACGACUAAUCCGUGUAAAGGAAAGAAUGAAUGGGGCCAUGUAUCGUGAGAUUUUGAGUUAAAACCUCCUUCCAUCAGCAAGGGCAUUGAAGAUGAAACGUGGCUGGGUCUUUCAGCAUGACAAUGAUCCCAAACACACUGCCUGGGCAACGAUGGAGUGGCUUCGUAAGAAGCAUUUCAAGGUCCUGGAGUGGCCUAGCCAGUCUCCAGAUCUCAACCCCAUAGAAAAUCUUUGGAGGGAGUUGAAAGUCUGUGUUGCCCAGCGACAGCCCCAAAACAUCACUGCUCUAGACGAGAUAUGCAUGGAGGAAUGGGCCAAAAUACCAGCAACAGUGUGUGAAAACCUUGUGAAAACUUACAGAAAAUGUUUGACCUGUGUCAUUGCCAACAAAGGGUAUAUAACAAAGUAUUGAGAAACUUUUGUUAUUGACCAAAUACUUAUUUUCCACCAUAAUUUGCAUAUAAAUUCAUUAAAAAUCCUACAAUGUGAUUUUCUGGAUUUUUUUUUCUCAUUUUGUCUGUCAUAGUUGACGUGUACCUAUGAUGAAAAUUACAGGCCUCUCUCAUCUUUUUAAGUGGGAGAACUUGCUCAAUUGGUGGCUGACUAAAUACUUUUUUCCCCCACUGUAUACAAUGUGCCUUUCCACAGAGGGUUCUACAUGGAACCGAAAAGGGUUCUAUCUGGAACCAAAAGGGGUUCUCAUAUGGGGACAGCCAAAUAACCCUUUUGGAACACUUUUUUCUAAAAUUGUAUUGACAUGUUUACAGGUGUGUUUGGACAGUGAGGUAUAUUAAUAUUGACUGUUUGUGUAGGAUCAGGUGGAUACCCUGUUGUUCCAGAAGAGUAGUCUGAGAGACAAGGCCAAGCGCUUCGAAGAGGCACUGAGGAGGAGCACUGACGAACAGAUAGGGGUACUAAAAACGCAUUAUGAAUAACCUCACCUGAAACUGAACACUCCCCUAGCUUAUGUUCAAGCUUCAGCCCUGCGGGAUAACACAGUGUGUGUUCGUGUGUGUGUGUGUGUGUGUGUGUGUGUGUGUGUGUUCAUGUGUGUGUGUGUGUGUGUGUGUAUAGGAUGCCCUAGCCCCGUACCAGCACAUUGAGGAGGAUCUGAAGAGCUUGAAGGAUGUUGUGGAGAUGAAGAACAACCAGAUACACCAACAGGAGAAGAAGAUCUCUGACCUGGAGAGAGUGGUAGGCUCAACAUGCUGUCACACACACACACACACACACACACACACACUGUAACAGACAGUACAGUACACAGACAGAACAUUACAUAGACAGUAUACAGUACAUUACAUAGACUCUGUGUUUUUUGAGCAGGCCCAGAAGAACGUAGAGUACAGUAGAGUUGACAUUGUCUCUCUGUGUUUUUUGAGCAGGCCCAGAAGAACGUUUUGUUAGAGGAACGGAUGCAGAUGCUACAGCAACAGAAUGAAGACCUGAUGGCUCGUAUAGACAAUAACCUAGUCCUGUCCAGGUAACACCCCCCCCCCCCCCCCCCACCUGAUGGCUCGUAUAGACAAUAACCUAGUCCUGUCCAGGUAACACCCCCCCCCACCUGAUGGCUCGUAUAGACAAUAACCUAGUCCUGUCCAGGUAACACCCCCCCCCCCCCCCCACCUGAUGGCUCGUAUAGACAAUAACCUAGCCCUGUCCAGGUAACACCCCCCCCCCCCCCCCCACCUGAUGGCUCGUAUAGACAAUAACCUAGUCCUGUCCAGGUAACACCCCCCCCCCCCCCCCCCCCCCCCCCCCCCCCCCCCCACCUGAUGGCUCGUAUAGACAAUAACCUAGUCCUGUCCAGGUAACCCCCCCCCCCACCUGAUGGCUCGUAUAGACAAUAACCUAGUCCUGUCCAGGGUAACACCCCCCCCCACCCCCACCUGAUGGCUCGCAUAGACAAUAACCUAGUCCUGUCCAGGUAACACCCCCCCCCACCCCACCUGAUGGCUCGUAUAGACAAAACCUAGUCCUGUCCAGGUAAAACCCCCCCCCACCUGAUGGCUCGUAUAGACAAUAACCUAGUCCUGUCCAGGUAACACCUCAACCCCCCCCCCCCCCCCCCCACCUGAUGGCUCGUAUAGACAAUAACCUAGCCCUGUCCAGGUAACACCCCCCCCCCCCCCCCCCCACCUGCUCCUAGAAAUCUGUAAAACAAUAACAAAUAAUAAUACAACUUGCGCAUACCUUUUCUUAUUUCCCCGGGAAUCAGGAGGGGAAAGUUCCCAGAAUUGCAACCCUAGAUUUCACUGAUAUCUGUGUUAUCAUUGACAGUUCUUACUUACAGUGACUGUGGUUGACUUACAUACAGUACUUUAUUAGAAUUCACUAACUGUAAGUCGCUCUGAAUGAGAGCGGCUGCUAAAUGACUCCAAUGUAAAUAUGUAACCAACCGGCUCUAUUUGGUUUUCAGGUAGCAACAUUUGAAAUUGUGUUUUUUUUACACAUUGGAUAAAAGUAGAGACUCAGAGCUAAAAUGUUAUGCCUUCUGGAACAUGUGAAGUUUCAUGUGCCUUAAUAACAAACUUGUAUUCCAUCCAUAAAUAUGAAUAAAAUUGUUAAAUUACGAGCCUAGUUGGUUUAGCCACGGAAAAAGACAGGAACCUUCCCACUAGCCAUGAUUGGCUGAGAUAAUGUAUGGGCUGGACAUGCCGGGAGAUGAGUUUGGAUUGGUCUGCCAUUUUUUAAUUUUUUUUAUUUAACCUUUAUUUAACCAGGUAAGCCAGUUGAGAACAAGUUCUCAUUUACAAGUGCGACCUGGCCAAGAUGAAGCAAAGCAGUGCGAUAAAAACAACAACACAGAGUUACAUAUGGAAUAAACAAAACGUACAGUCAAUAAUAGAAAAUAUAUAUACAGUGUGUGCAAAUGUAGUAAGUUAUGGAGGUAAGGCAAUAAAUAGGCCAUAGUGCAAAAUUAAUUACAAUUUAGUAUUAACACUGGAAUGCUAGAUGUGCAGAAGAUAAUGUGCAAAUAGAGAUACCGGGGUGCAAAUGAGCAAAAUAAAUAACAAUAUGGGGAUGAGGUAGUUGGGUGGGCUAAUUACAGAUGGUCUGUGUACAGGUGCAGUGAUCGGUAAGCUGCUCUGACAACUGAUGCUUAAAGUUAGUGAGGCUGAUAAGAGUCUCCAGCUUCAGAGAUUUUUGCAAUUCGUUCCAGUCAUUAGCAGCAGAGAACUGGAAGGAAUGGCGGCCAAAGGAGGUGUUGGCUUUGGGAAUGACCAGUGAGAUAUACCUGCUGGAGCGCAUACUACGGGUGGGUGUUGCUAUGGUGACCAAUGAGCUAAGAUAAGGCGGGGAUUUGCCUAACAGUGAUUUAUAGAUGACCUGGAGCCAGUGAGUUUGGCAACGAAUAUGUAGUGAGGACCAGCCAACGAGAGCGUACAGGUCACAAUGGUGGGUAGUAUAUGGGGCUUUGGUGACAGAAUGGAUGGCACUGUGAUAGACUACAUCCAAUUUGCUAAGUAGAGUGUUGGAGGCUAUUUUGUAAAUGACAUCGCCAAAGUCAAGGAUCGGUAGGAUAGUCAGCCGAGAGUAGUGAUUCUAAUUGGGCGGGCGGGUGCAAGCUGCGUUCGAUUGAAGAGCAUGCAUUUAGUUUUACUAGCAUUUAAGAGCAGUUGGAGGAUAAGGAAGUAGUGUUGUAUGGCAUUGAAGCUUGUUUGGAGGUUUGUUAACACAGUGUCCAAUGAAGGGCCAGAUGUAUACAAAAUGGUGUCGUCCGCGUAGAGGUGGAUCUGAAAGUCACCAGCAGCAAGAGCGACAUCAUUGAUAUACACAGAGAAUAGAGUCGGCCCAAGAAUUGAACCCUGUGGCACCCCCAUAGAGAUUGCCAGAGGUCCAGACAACAGGCCCUCCGAUUUGACACAUCUGAGAAGUAGUUGGUGAACCAGGCGAGGCAGUCAUUUAAGAAACCAAGGCUAUUUAGUCUGCCAAUAAGAAUGCGGUGGUUGACAGAGUCGAAAGCCUUGGCCAGGUCGAUAAAGACAGCUGCACAGUACUGUCUUUUAUCGAUCGCGGUUAUAAUAUCGUUUAGGACCUUGAGCGUGGCUGAGGUGCACCCAUGACCAGCUCGGAAACCAGAUUGCAUAGCGAAGAAGGUACGGUGGGAUUCGAAAUGGUCGGUGAUCUGUUUGUUAACUUGGCUUUCAAAUACUUUCGAAGGGCAGGGCAGGAUGGAUAUAGGUCUGUAAAUGUUUGGAUCUACUGUCACCCCCUUUGAAGAGGGGGAUGACCGCGGCAGCUUUCCAAUGUCUGGUGAUCUCAGAUGAUACGAAAGAGAGGUUGAACAGGCUAGUAAUAGGGGUUGCUACAAUUUCGGCUGCUAAUUUUAGAAAGAAAUGGUCCAGAUUGUCUAGCCCAGCUGAUUUGUAGGGGUCCAGAUUUUGCAGCUCUUUCAGAACAUCAGUUUAUCUGAAUUUGGGUGAAGGAGAAGCAGGGGGGGCAUGGGCAAGUUGCAGUGGAGGGUGCAGAGCUGGUGGCCGGGGUAGGGGUAGCCAGGUGGAAAGCAUGGCCAGCCGUAGCAAAGUUCUUAUUGAAGUUCUCGAUUAUCGUAGAUUAAUCGGUGGUGACCAUGUUUCCUAGCCUCAGUGCAGAGGGCAGCUGGGAGGAGGUGCUCUUAUUCUCCAUGGACUUUACAGUGUCCCAAAUCUUUUUGGAGUUAGUGCUACAGGAUGCACAUUUCUGUUUGAAAAAGCUAGACUUUGCUUUCCUAACUGAUUGUGUAUAUUGGUUCCUGACUUCCCUGAAAAGUUGCAAAAAGCGGGGUGAACCAUGGGCUAUAUCUGUCCAUAGUUCUGAAUUUUUUGAAUGGGGCAUGUUUAUUUAAGAUGGCGAGGAAAGCACUUUUAAAGAACAACCAGGCAUCCUCUACUGAUGGAAUGAGGUCAAUAUCCAUCCAGGAUACCCGGGCCAGGUCAAUUAGAAAGGCCUGCUCGCUGAAGUGUUUUAGGGAGCAUUUGACAGUGAUGAGGGGUGGUCGUUUGACCACGGACCCAUUACGGACGCAGGCAAUGAGGCAGUGGUCGCUGAGAUCCUGGUUGAAGACAGCGGAGGUGUAUUUAGAGGGUAAAUUAGUCAGGAUGAUGUCUAUGAGGGUGCCCAUGUUUACGGAUUUAGGGUUGUACCUGGUAGGUUCCUUGACAAUUUGUGUGAGAUUGAGGGCAUCUAGUUUAGAUUGUAGGACGGCCGGGGUGUUAAGCAUAUCCCAGUUUAGAUCACCAAGCAAUACGAACUCUGAGGAUAGUUGGGGGGCAAUCAAUUCACAUAUGGUGUCCAGGGCACAGCUCGGGGCUGAGGGGGGUCUGUAGCAAGCGGCAACAGUGAUAGACUUAUUUCUGGAAAGGUGGUUUUUUAGAAGUAGAAGCUCAAACUGUUUGGGCACAGACCUGGAUAGUAUGAUAGAGCUCUGCAGACUAUCUCUACAGUAGAUUGCAACUCCGCCCCCUUUGGCAGUUCUAUCUAGACGGAAGAUUUUGUAGUUGGGGAUGGACAUUUCAGAGUUGUUGGUGCCCUUCCUAAGCCAGGAUUCAGACACUGCUAGAAGAUCAGGGUUGGUGGAGUGUGCUAACGCAGUGAGUAACUCAAACUUAGGGAGGAGGCUUCUGAUGUUAACAUGCAAGAAACAAAAGCUUUUACGGUUACAGAAGUCAACAAAUGAUAGCGCCUGGGGAGUUGGAGUGAUACUAGGGGCUACAGGGCCUGGGUUAACCUCUACAUCACCAGAGGAACAGAGGAGGAGUAGAAUAAGGAUAUGGCUAAAGGCUUUAAGAACUGGUCUUCUAGUGUGUUGGGUACAGAGAAUAAAAGGGGGCAGAUUUCCGGGCGUUGUAGAAUAGAUUCAGGGCAUUAUGUACAGACAAGGAUAUGGAAGGAUAUGAGUACAGUGGAGGUAAACCUAAGCGUUGGGUGACGAUGAAAGGGAUAGCAUCACUGGAGGCACCGAUUGAGCCGGUCUCCGCAUGUAUGGGGGGUGGGACAAAGGAGCUAUCUGAGGCAGGUUGAGCGGGACUGGGGGCUCUACAGUAAAAUUUUAUAAUAAGAACUAACCGAAACAGCAAUAGGCUAGGCAUAUUGACAUGGGAGAGGGGCAUAAAGCAAUCACAGGUGUUAUUCGAGAGAGCUAAGACAACAACUGGUAAUGGCAACGAAAGUUUGGGCUGAGGCUAAACAGAUAAACAGGAUGGGGUACCGUGUAAAGGAACAGUCCAGCAGGCAUCAGCUGUGCAGCUGAGUGAUCAUAAGGUCCAGUGAACAGCAAUAGGUGAGUCCAGGAGCAGUUCGUAGGCUGCUACAGCACAGGCGAGCAGGAGGCACGGCUGUUGAUUGCGUGUGCUAGCGGGCCGGGGCUAGCAGAUGGAUCUUCGUGGUCGUCACAACGGGAAGCUUGUUGAAACCACAUCUGACGAUUACGUCGGCAGACCAGUCGUGAUGGAUCAGCGGGGCUCCGUGUCGACACUAGGAGGUCCCGUCCGGUUGACAGAGAGGUAGAUAGCCGGGAGAUGGGCCUGGCUCGAGGCUAGCUCAAGGCUACCUGGUGCUUGCUUCGGGACAGUGGUGAUUAGCCAACAACAACAUCCAUUCGGUUGCAGCUAGCUAGUUGCGAUGAUCCGGUGUUAAGGUCCAGUGAUUCAGUGAUUCCGUCAGAAAAUCCGAUAUGUUCUGGGUCGAUAGCGCGCUGUGCAGAAUGUGCAGAAUGGCCACGGACAAUGGUGAAAACCGCUAACGGUGGCUAAUAUUAAGUAGCUAGUUAGCUGGCUAGCUGGCUAGUUUCAGCCGGAGGUUCUAGAUAAAAAGGUAUAAGAAAUAAUAGAAUCCGUUCCACAUUGGGUGAGGCGGGUUGCAGGAAAGUAUAUUUAGUUGAAGGAUGAAAAGUGAGAUUUAUAUAAUAUAUACGAAAAAAACAAAAAAAACAGGCUAUUUACAUGAGCACACUACAGAAUACACGACCGCACUGCUACGCCAUCUUGCAAUCGGAGGAGAAGGGCCUUGGUCAGGGAGGUGACCAAGAACCCGAUGGUCACUCUGACAGAGCUCCAGAGUUCCUCUGUGGAGAUGGGAGAACCUUCCAGAAGGACAACCAUCUCUGCAGCAAUCCACCAAAAGGGCCUUUAAGCAUGUAUACGGGUAAGAGUCUAGCAAAAUUUUCCAGAUGUACGUUUCUAAUUUAGUCAGAAAGUCAUUUUUAUUGCAAGUUAAAGCAUACUGUUAGUUAGCUAACAAAAUGUUAGCUUGCUGGCUCGCUAGCUAAUGUUACGUGUAUGAUCUGUGUAGUAAUAUUAUUCGAUUCAGAAACCCCUUUGCACUAGUUAUAGCCUAAUGUUAGCUAGUUAACAUUGAACCUAGUUUGUUGCUACCUGCAGAUUCAUACUACAGCUAUGACAAUGUUUUGUAUUGGUAGUAGUAUGAGUUGGGGUUAUGCCGGUUCAUUGUUUAGCUAGCUAGCUACCUAUCUAACUACAUGUCUAAACAAUAGACUCCACUUCGGCCGGAUUAUUACAUGACCCAUCAAAUAAGCAGGUGUGUCUGCGGGUGAUUACGGCCAUCGAUUGUAUUUCAUUAACAUGUGUACAUAUCUAGACAAUAGUGACCCAUCCACUUCGCUAGAUGUGGCUAGGGGGUGGUUAUAGUAUUUCCUUCACAUGACCCAUCAAUUUAGACAAGUGUGUCGGGUAAGCAUCAUCUAAUAAUGAUAAAAUAUUUAUACAAUAUUUUUAUCUGGACACGUUCUGUUUUUGAUAUUGCUACUACGUUAUAUCCUAAUUUGACUUCGGUGCAGGUCAUGCAGGCUGUUCUUCGCAUUACCGUCUCUGGUAAACACACACUAUAUCAAAUAAAAUCAAAGUUUAUUUGUCACAUGCACAGGAUACUAUUUUGUUUAGACAUGUAGAUAGCUAGCUAGCUUGCUUAACAAUGAACCAUAAUCCCAACUCAUAACAUUACUACCAUGCAUGAAUCUGCAGGUAACAAAAUGUAACCAACUAGCUAGGUUCGCUUUCUGAGAUACUAAUAAUAUUACUACACAGAUCAUACAUGUAAUGUUAGCUAGCGAGCCAGCCAGCUAACGUUAGCUAGCUAGCUAACAGUACGAUUUAACUUGCAAUGAAUACGACUUUCUGACUAAAUUAGAAACAUAUAAUAUCUGAAAAUGUAGCUAGCUAGACUCUCUUACCCGUAUACAUGGAUGGACGCUUCUCCCUCUCUGUCACGGAUGCUAUGGUUGCCCUUAGUUUGAAGAUGUAAUCCGGAGACAGAAUUUUCUCCAUAUCCUUAGCUAUCAUACUCUGCUUCCCACCGGGCAUUCCACUGAUUUCAAAACUCUGUCAACUUCUUUGUUGCAGUUCUUUGUGAUAUAUUUAAAAAAAAAGCUGCAUUAGAAAGGAUUACCUACACAUACUGAGCAGCUCAAGUUCUAGACAGAAGCAUGCUACAUGGCAGACCAAUCCGAACCCAUCCAUUAUCUCAGCCAAUCAUGGCUAGCGGGAAGGUUCCUGUCUUUUUCCGUGGCUAAACCAACUAGGCUCGUAAUUUAACAAUUUUAUUCAUAUUAACAGGUGGCAUACAAGUUUGUUAUUAAGGCACAUGAAAGUUCACGUUCCAGAACGCAUUUUGAUAAAAAAAAAAUACAAGUUUACGUUCAAAUGCCUCUCCUGUGAGGUAGUGAUGUGUGACAUACGCCUAGUUUCCUGAAAACUGCCCCAGGUAACCCUGUCUCACUUCCCCAUCCAGGCAACUCUCCGAGGAGAAUGCUAACCUGCAGGAGAACGUAGAGAAGGAGAGCAGUGAGAAGAAACGACUGAGCCGCAACAACGAGGAGCUCCUCUGGCGUCUACAGACCUCCCCUCUCUGCUCCCCCUGCUCCUCUCCCAUCCACCGCUCCUUCUCCACCUCCCCCACUCCCUCUUCCUGCCUCUUCUCCUCCUCUCCUGGGUUGGGAGGAGGGACGGGGUUCCUGCCCUCCACACCUACACACGGCUACUCCCCUAGUCACAGAGAGAAUCAGAAUCGGUCUCCAGGGCCGGCCACGCCCACUCACAGAGGAUUCUCCAAUCAGAAUCAGUCUCCAGGACCGGCCACGCCCACUCACAGAGGAUUCUCCAAUCAGAAUCAGUCUCCAGGACCAGCGACGCCUACUCACCGAGUGUCACCCAAUCACCGUCACUCGCCUGCUCGGCUCAACCCCCUCAUGAGAUGA
Molecule: messenger RNA, 11170 nt
Organism: Coregonus sp. 'balchen'
Lineage: Eukaryota; Metazoa; Chordata; Actinopteri; Salmoniformes; Salmonidae
Source: the annotation of a GenBank genome assembly